ACAGAAACGUAAAACCUAAAGUCAAAAUAAAAAGGGCGUUGAGGGGAGAAGUCUCUUUACGUCUCUCAACAACAUUCGCCGUCUUCCUUCCUCUAAUCUCUCUCUCGAUCGAUUUCUUCUCCGCGAUUCCAAAUGUCGAGCCGUUGGUUGAGACCUGAGGUGUAUCCCUUGUUCGCGGCUACAGGAGCUGCGGUUGGGAUCUGUGCGUUCUCGUUGAUUAGGAACAUCACCGGAAACCCUGAAGUCAGAUGUACCAAGGAGAACAGGGCUGCCGGAAUAUUGGAUAACCAUGCAGAGGGAGAGAAGUACAAGGAGAAUUUCUUGAGGAAGUAUGUUCGCGACAAGCGUCCAGAAAUCAUGCCUGGCCUCAACAAGUUCUUCACCGAUCCUACUUACUGAACCUACCAUUUUUCUCAAGACUUUCUUGUAUUGUUUUCUGGAAUAUUGGGAUUUUGAUUGAAUCUCUCUCAGUGUCUCUUAAUAAAAAUAUCAUUUGUCAUGUUGCUACUUCAUUUAUGCUGGUGGCUUAUGUUGUCGCUUUUAAGCAGAACUACAACUAUCUGUAUUGAACUGCUCUUUGGAUACAUAACUGGAGUUUACUUUGACAGGA
This is a messenger RNA of Raphanus sativus (radish), 610 nucleotides long. RefSeq lists its product as uncharacterized. Lineage: Eukaryota; Viridiplantae; Streptophyta; Magnoliopsida; Brassicales; Brassicaceae. The coding region runs from base 133 to 399 and encodes 88 amino acids. The transcript has 3 exons. The record is from RefSeq and is a predicted model, not a curated record.